AUGGUAACUCCUCCUCCUCUUCUAGUAACUACUCCUCCUCCUCCUCUGGUAACAACUCCACCUCCUCCUCUGGUAACAACUCCUCCUCCUAUGAUAACUCCUCCUUCCGUUGCCAAAAUAAACUUAACUUCCCCUCCUCCUUUGGUAACUACUCUUCCUCCUCUGGUAACAACUCCUCCUCCUCCUUCGGUAACUCAUCCUCCUCCUCUAGUAACUCCUCAUUCGGUAACUCUUCCUCCUCCUUUGGUAAAUACUCAUCCUCUUCCAAGUGGGCCUAUGCACAUAGGAAACAUUGAAACAAAACAUUGA
Molecule: messenger RNA, 309 nt
Organism: Prunus avium (sweet cherry)
Lineage: Eukaryota; Viridiplantae; Streptophyta; Magnoliopsida; Rosales; Rosaceae
Source: RefSeq, a predicted model, not a curated record